UGCCCCUGUAGUUGACAGACUACAUUUCCAGAAAUAGAUAGGUCAAUAACAAAGUGAUAGAUAGAUAGACAGAUACAUAACACGCGGGGGGAGAGAGAGAGCGAGCGAGCGAGCGAGAGAGAGAUUGACUUUUCAAGGUACAGUGGAGAGGAUCAGUUGGACUUUGUCAAUCCAUCGAUAAACAGCAACUCUGGGAAACAUGCCGGCUACGCUGACUCAGUGCCUAUGGGGGAUGCGGGUGUGAUUACCGGAGAUUGCAGGAAGUCUCUGUCUGCUCGAGAUCGGUGUCGAGGUCCCGAUGCGAUGUCAGUCCGACGUGAAGGCCUAGAGUGUACGCACGCGGCCGCCGCAGUGCUGCUGCUGCUGCUGCUGGUAUGGGACUGCAGCGGCCUAGUCUUCGCUCGGGGGCGCUUCUCUGACCUCCACGUGUCAAGUAAUCCCGCUGACGCUGACGUGGCAUCCCCUGAACACUCUAGACACGUGGAUCCGGGCGCUGUAAUGACCGGCCCGAAGGAGAUCAAUCUCCGAGAAGACGGUGGGUAUGGAAGGGACCCCGAUCAUAAAGACAAGAGCUUUGACCCCCUCCUGGACUUGGAGGAUCACAGGGCGGCGACCGGCAUCGUGGCCGACCGGUCACUGAUAGGAGCGCACGGACAGCUAGAGGUCCUGCAGGGGCACGGGAGGACUCCCGGCGCUAUGGAGGGCGACCGGUCGCUGAUGGCGGGAACGCACGCGCAGCCAGAGGCCCCGCAGGGGCACAGGGCGGCGACCGGCGUCAUGGAGGAUCGGUCGCUGAUGGAUUCCGAAGCGGACGGACAACCCGAGGGCUUGUCGGGGCAUGGGAAGGAGACCGGCAUGAUCAUGGACGACCGGUCGUUGAUAGGAGCGCACGGAGAGUCCGAGGUCCCGACCGGCAUCAUGGACGACGACCGGUCGCUGAUUGGAGCACCUGCACUGCCGGAGGCUCGUGUUGAGAUCGAAGGCAGCGGCGGCGUCAAUCCGACGAUGACGUCAUCAGUUUUCGAGUCUAUCAGGCUUGUGCAGACUGCCACGUCAUCAAGCUCGUGCACAUCGACCAUUCGAAAUAUGGUGAUCGCGCGCAGAUCCGGCGGAGCUUCCGCCGGCAGCGGUAGUAGGCGCAGCGUUUCCCUGUACUAUGUGCAUGAUGAGAGGUGCAUCUCCGGCCACGAUGAUGGCGGCGGUAAUUACACCGUUGAUUGGGUUGCUUCUGUGCAGAAGGCAGAUCUAGCGACUUGGAGUGGUGAUUACAGCAGCGCAGUCGUUGAUGAAGCGAAGGUCGUGAGCUACUGGUGGCCGGUCGCCCAACCGAACGGGACCAGGGCGGAGUCCAAUUCGUCUGGCAUCACCUACCGGUCGCUCAACGACAGCAGUACGCCCAUGGCGGCGGUUGUCGGGAUGGACUUGUCGCCGCGCGGGUCGGAGCUCAUCUUGACCACGGCCGACUCGGGAUCGGGAUCCACCGCGUCAGCAAUCACGUUCCUGUCAACCACCUCAGGCAACCGAACGACGAUCCCGAUCGGCGGCCGCGGCGGCGGAGGCUUGACGAGCGCGGGGAGCCUGGCGCUGGGUCCAGGGGGGAAAACGCUGUACAUGGCGGAUCUGUCCCGACCCGUGCGCCUUCUCUCCGUCCCGAUCACUGCUGCUGACCUGGACAGCAGUCCAAUCAACAGCAGCAGCUCACGCUCGGAGAUCGUGCACACGUUCGACGGAGAAGGAGGAGGAGGAGGAGGAGCCACCGCUGGGAGCGCCGCCGAAGAUAGCAAUGUGACAGACAUGCUGUUCGCCGGGCAGAGCUUCGCCGGCGCCGACGGCCGCUGUCUCUACUUCGCUGAUCGGGACAGCAACCGGGUGUGGGGUCUGGAUCUGAACUCGAAGCGUUUGACACGUGUCGCCGGCUCGAGCGCGAAAGACUCCCCCUCCCCGCCCAUCGAUGGGAACGGAUCGAUCGCAUCUUUCGACGGCCUCCGGGGUGUCAUAUCGACGACGGACGGGUGCAAUCUCUUCACGGUGGAGAUGAGAGAGAGCGAGCCGACGGGCGAGACACCGACAUCAUCGAGUACCUCGUCGAGCGCUGGCUAUGGCGUUCACGUGCGCUGGUUGAAGAUGGACGAGCCGUGUGGUGCGGCGACGAACGUCGAGACGGCGGCGAGGCUGCCGGCGGCGGCGGCCGCCGCCGCCGCCGUCUUUAAGCAAUCAAGAUCGCUAGCGUUGGCGCUAAAUGGCGUGGACAAGAACUUGAUGCUGUACGUUGGAACCAAUCAAGGGCAGCUGUUCGAGAUAGAGAUCAACGAGACGAAGCUUCAUGUUUGCUCCUCGAGUACGCCGAAGAACCAACCUUCCUUGCACUCCGCAUCUGCCGCUGGAUCGGAUCCUUCUGCUGAUGGAGGGGGGAGGGGGGCGGCGGCGGAGUUCUCCGCUCGCGAAAGGCGGCGGCGCGGUUCCGGGCAGAUUGCACUGGUGAUCGUCUUUUCUUGUGUCAUUUUUGCCAGCCUGGCGGGCACUCUCACUCUCAUAUGCCUGCACAUGCGGAGAUCUCGAAAAACUAAACUCGAAGAAAUGACCAUCGACAACGACCCCGCCUCAAGGACAUCUGCAAGAAAUAGUACACCCUUUUUCCAGCUCUCCAAGGGAAGAGCUGAUGGUACAUAAGUUUUUUUUUUUUUUUUUUUAAUAGUUAUUUGUUUUUUUAAUUGUGUAGAAGUAGUUUAGAACAUAGUUAAGAGUUGUAGAUUAG
Molecule: messenger RNA, 2755 nt
Organism: Chara braunii
Lineage: Eukaryota; Viridiplantae; Streptophyta; Charophyceae; Charales; Characeae
Source: the annotation of a GenBank genome assembly